CUAUUUCACCUCGUUGGCUCUUCCAAUGUUGAUGUGAAAAAUGCAAUGACCUUCAGCGGGCCUCUGGAAGACAUGUUCGGGUAUACAGUCCAACAGUAUGAAAAUGAGGAAGGGAAAUGGGUACUUAUUGGUUCACCAUUAGUUGGCCAACCUGAGAAAAGAACAGGAGAUGUAUACAAAUGCCCUGUAGGAAGGGACAACGAGUCACCCUGCAUAAAACUGAACUUACCAGCUGCUACUUCAGUUCCUAAUGUUGUGGAAGUAAAAGAAAACAUGACUCUUGGAACAACCUUAGUGACUAACCCAAAAGGAGGCUUUCUGGCAUGUGGACCACUUUAUGCUUAUAAAUGUGGGCGUUUGCAUUACACAACAGGAGUUUGCUCUAAUGUCAGCUCCAGUUUUGAAACCGUCGAGGCAAUUGCUCCGUCUGUGCAAGAGUGUAAAACCCAGUUGGACAUUGUCAUAGUCCUUGAUGGGUCCAACAGCAUUUAUCCAUGGGAGAGUGUCACAGCAUUCCUAAACAGCCUCCUGAAAAACAUGGAUAUAGGUCCUCAGCAAACACAGGUUGGAAUUGUUCAGUAUGGACAGACUGUAGUCCAUGAAUUUUUCCUGAAUACGUACUCGACAACGGAAGAUGUGAUGGCUGCAGCCACAAGAAUACGCCAGCGGGGUGGCACACAAACUAUGACAGCCCUGGGAAUAGAUACAGCGAGGAAAGAGGCUUUUACUGAGGCUCAUGGCGCACGGAGAGGAGUACAAAAAGUAAUGGUUAUUGUGACUGAUGGGGAAUCACACGACAACUACAGAUUAAAAGAAGUGAUUGAUAAUUGUGAAGAUGAAAACAUUCAGAGGUUUGCUAUUGCUAUUCUUGGCAGCUACAGCAGAGGAAAUUUAAGUACUGAGAAAUUUGUAGAGGAAAUAAAAUCAAUUGCCAGUAAGCCUACUGAAAAGCAUUUCUUCAAUGUCUCAGAUGAAUUAGCUCUUGUAACUAUUGUUGAAGCACUUGGAGAGAGAAUAUUUGCCCUAGAAGCAACAACAGACCAGCAGGCAGCCUCAUUUGAAAUGGAAAUGUCUCAAGCUGGUUUCAGUGCUCAUUAUUCACAGGAUUGGAUCAUGCUUGGAGCUGUUGGAGCAUAUGACUGGAAUGGCACAGUGCUCAUGGUGAAGGACAGUGGUAUUUCAACGCCAACUAAUGACACUUUUCGUGACAGGCUUUCAGAAAAAAACGAACCCCUUGCAGCCUAUCUAGGAUAUACUGUGAAUUCAGCAUUGACACCUGGAGGCAUACUGUACAUAGCAGGAGAGCCACGAUACAAUCACACUGGACAAGUUAUCAUUUAUAAAAUGGAGGGAAGAGAGGUACAAGUCCUUCAGAGGUUAAAUGGAGAACAAAUUGGGUCAUACUUUGGGGGUGUUAUUACCACAAUUGACAUUGAUAGGGACUCAUUUACAGACCUUCUUCUUGUUGGAGCUCCCAUGUAUAUGGGAACUGAGAAGGAGGAGCAAGGCAAAGUAUAUGUUUAUGCUCUGAACAAGACAAAGUUUGAAUAUUGGAUGAGUCUCGAACCUGUAAAGCAAACAUGCUGUUCACCGCUAAAACAGGACACCUGCAAAGUUCUUAAGAAUGAGCCUUGUGGCGCACGCUUCGGGACUGCGAUUGCUGCAGUGAAGGAUCUCAACCUUGAUGGGUAUAAUGACAUUGUAAUAGGCUCUCCCUUAGAGGAUGAUCAUCGGGGAGCUGUUUAUAUUUAUCAUGGCCAUGGCAACACAAUCAGUAAAAAAUAUUCGCAGCGUAUUGCAUCAGGUGGAGAUGGUGAAAAAGUGAAAUUUUUUGGGCAGUCUGUGCAUGGAGAAAUGGAUUUAAACGAUGACGGGCUGAUUGAUGUCACCAUUGGAGGCCUUGGUGGGGCUGCCCUCUUCUGGUCUCGUGAUGUGGCUGAAGUAAAUGUUUCCAUGCAAUUUGCACCCAAGAGCAUCAAUAUCCAACAACAGAAUUGUCAGAUAAAUAAAAGAAAAACAAUAUGCAUAAAUGCCACAAUUUGUUUUAAGACGAGACUAAAGUCGAAGGAAGAUAUAUUUGAAUCCAGUCUGCAGUAUUGGAUUACUCUCGACGCACAACGACAAAUAUCUCGAAGCUUGUUCACAGAAAGCCAUGAGAGGAAAAUGCAAAAAAAUAUAACUAUCAAAGGGUCGGAAUGUAUUAAACAUAGCUUCUACAUGUUGGAUAAGCCUGAUUUUCAGGACUCUGUAAAGGUUUUACUGGAGUUCAAUUUUUCUGAUCCAGAAAGUGGACCUGUUCUUGAUAGCAACUUGCCAAAUUCUAUAUCUGAAUAUAUUCCUUUCACAAAAGAUUGUGGAGCCAAAAAUAAAUGCAUUUCAGAUCUUGUUCUGAAUGUAAAAGCAAGCAUAGCUGGAGACAGCUCUUCUCCAUUCAUUGUAAAGUCACGCAAUGAUAAGUUCACCAUCCAGCUUUCUGUGAAGAACAAAAAAGACAGUGCCUAUAAUACCAGAGUUUUGGUUCAGUAUUCUCCAAAUAUUAUUUUUGCUGGCAUUGAGGAUAUACAGAAAGAUAGCUGUGAAUCUAAUCACAACAUCACCUGUAAAGUGGGAUAUCCAUUUCUAAAACCUGCAGAAGAGAUUUCCUUCAAAAUAUCAUUCCAAUUCAAUGCAUCAUAUCUCCUGGAAAAUGCUACUGUUCAUGUAUAUGCAACAAGUGACAGUGAAGAACCACCUGAGACCUUGAGUGACAACAGAGGACACGUUACAAUUCCAGUAAAAUAUGAAGUAGGAUUAAUAUUUCUAAGUGUUUUCAAGGAGCACCAUGUUAUAAUUGCAGCAAAUGAUACCGUCCCUACUGCUAUUAACACAACUGAACAGAUUGGGGAUGAAGUUACUCUGCAUUAUAAGAUUGAAAAAGGUGAACACUUUCCAAUGCCAAACCUCACACUGCAGAUUUUAUUUCCCAAUGUAACAGCAGCCAAGAACACUCUUCUCUACCUUACUGCAUUGUCACAUUCCCAAAAUGCCAUCUGCCAAACUAGUUACCCUGUAGAUCCCUUAAAGAUCAGCACUGGGAAACCAUUUGUGUUGCCAAAAAUAAAAGAACCUACAAAGGAUACAAUUAUGGACUGUGAUACAUACAGCUGUGCAUCUAUUAAUUGUGCCCUGGUCCCAUCUGACAUAUAUCAAGUGAAUGUUUCAUUAAGAGUAUGGAAACCUACCAUCAUAAAAGCAAGUAUUCACAGCUUAACCCUCAUUGUGAAAGCAUUACUUAGGAGUGAGAACUCAUCACUGAUUUUGAGAAAUGACCAUCAAAAACUGGAGACCAUGAUUAAGAUUUCCAAAGAACUCCCACCGGGUACAGUCCCCUUAUGGGUUAUCCUCCUGAGU
Messenger RNA from Phaethon lepturus (White-tailed tropicbird), 3390 nucleotides. It is a transcript of the gene ITGA1, whose product is annotated as integrin, alpha 1. NCBI's taxonomy places the organism in Eukaryota, Metazoa, Chordata, Aves, Phaethontiformes, Phaethontidae. Gene Ontology annotation, biological process: integrin-mediated signaling pathway; cell-matrix adhesion; cell adhesion mediated by integrin. Gene Ontology annotation, molecular function: integrin binding. The record is from RefSeq and is a predicted model, not a curated record. The annotation marks the transcript as partial. The transcript has 28 exons. Gene Ontology annotation, cellular component: integrin complex; external side of plasma membrane.